Messenger RNA from Lactuca sativa (garden lettuce), 1161 nucleotides. The record is from RefSeq and is a predicted model, not a curated record. Lineage: Eukaryota; Viridiplantae; Streptophyta; Magnoliopsida; Asterales; Asteraceae.
AUGGCUUUUGGCAAUGGCAAUGCUAGUAUUCAUGUAUCAGAUAGUGAAACGGAACCACAGGAAAAUUUUGUGGACAUUGGUGAGACAGUAGGCGCAUCAGGAAGCAAAAAAAGUGAUAAAGAAGCUGGCAAACCACUUUUAGAAGAAGUGACUAUGGUUGGUUCGGGUACUAGUAAGAAUGCUGGAGGAUCAAAGCAAUGGAUUUGUAAACAUUGCAAAGUGAAAUAUACAAGUUCACACACUAGGAUUCAUACACAUUUCUUUGGUGCUCAAGUUGGGAAGACGGCAGAAAUUAGAAGAUGUCCAGCUAUGAUUAAAGAUCCGUCCAAGCUACAACGAAUUUCGAACAAGGUGAAAGAAGCCGAGAGCGGAGGUGUAUCAAGAACUUUAAAAAAUUCAAUCAUUUCAAAAAAUUCAGCAUCAAAAAGACGACUUGAGGAAGCUUUUGGUGUCAUGGAGCGGAAUAUAGUGGAGAUCAAAAUCAUGAGAGACUUGUGUGCUAAUGGUAUCCCAUUCAAUGUCUUGCGGAAUCCUCAAUUCAUUGAGAUGAUACAAGCCAUCAAGAAGUCACUGGAUGGAUAUAAACCUCCAUUUAGUGAAAAAGCAAGAACCGUCUUGCUAGAUGAGUGUGUGAGAGAUAUUGAUAAAGAACUAAUACUGGUAAAAGACACUUGGUACACUCAAGGUGUUUCGAUUAUUUCGGAUGGAUGGUCUAAUGUCAAACACAAGCCACUUCUCAAUGUUGUUGCCGUCAAUGCUCGUGGUGCGGUGUUUAUGUAUGCGGAAGAUUAUUUGGGGGUUGAGAAAACGGGAGUGGCGAUUUCCAAGUUUCUAAGAGGAGCAAUUGAAGCUGUUGGUCCAAGUAAUGUCUUACAAGUGGUGACGGACAACGCGGCUAAUUGCAAAGCUGCUGGACGCGAGAUCGAAAAGAAAGUGGAAACAACUGAAGCCUUGGCGAGUGACGUACUAUCACGGAUGGUAAAUUAAUGAGUUGAUGAUCAUCCUUUGACAAGCAUUUAAUCAAACAGAUGGAGUGCAACUGAUAGCCUAAAGAUGUCUAAGUUUUUCUUAUAGAAGGUACAAAGUUCUAAUUAGAAAAUUCUUCAAAUUUUGUAAAACCACCUAAUUUAUAUGAAGUUUUAAUCAAAAUAUUCUCCAAUU